ACCAAAGAAUCGGAGCCGGCGUGUCCCCAAGUCAAGGGGUACUCCGUCAGAUCGCUCGCUCGACGCCGAUCACCGCCCCGGGUGGAUGCCCGUACGCCGACGAAGAGGAGGCCCCUUUCCUUCUUUAAAUGCCAGAGGGCUAUCGCCCCGUAUUUCGCCUCUCCCCGCCUCCGUGAUUAGGGUUUUGUAGCGUCUCCUCCCGGCCUCCCAGCGGCGAUGGGGCGCUCCCGCGCCGUGGCCAACUCCGGCGACGACGACACCAGUCAUAGGUCAAAGAGGAGGAGGGUUGCUGCAAGUGGAGAAGCUUUGGGAAAUAUAGAAGCAGGUUCAGGAACAAGUGAAGGGAAGAAGGCUUUAUAUCACUGCAACUAUUGCAACAAGGACAUUUCUGGAAAGAUUCGCAUCAAAUGCACAAAAUGUGCAGACUUUGAUCUGUGUGUGGAGUGCUUCUCUGUUGGUGCUGAGGUCACUCCACACAAGAGCAACCAUCCCUACAGAGUCAUGGACAACUUGUCUUUUCCUCUAAUCUGUCCAGAUUGGAAUGCGGAUGAGGAAAUAUUACUUUUAGAGGGGAUUGAGAUGUAUGGACUUGGCAACUGGACGGAAGUUGCUGAGCAUGUUGGUACCAAGAGCAAGGCACAGUGCAUUGACCAUUAUACCACAUCAUACUUGAACUCCCCUUGCUAUCCUCUUCCAGAUAUGUCUCGUGUUAAUGGUAAAAACAGAAAGGAACUUCUUGCUAUGGCUAAAGUACAGGUUGAGGGCAAGAAAGGUUCUUCAUUGCUUGGUGAUGUCACACCAAAGGAAGAGUCUCCAUUCUCACCUGCAAGAGUCAAGGUUGAAGAUAUAGGUGAAGGUGCAGCUAACCAGUCACCCUCAAAUUUAGCUGCAGGUGCAAGUAAGGUGACUUCGAACACGGGGAAAUUCAAGGAUAAUCCUGACGGACCUAAAGUUGAAGACUCUUAUUUGGAUAGAACUAUUGGUGUAAAAAAGCCUAAAUGUUCAGGAGAAGAAGGACCUUCUAUAACUGAGAGUGGCUAUAAUCCCAAGAGGCAAGAAUUUGAUCCAGAAUAUGACAAUGAUGCAGAGCAGGCAUUGGCUGAUAUGGAGUUCAAGGAAAAUGACACUGAAACUGAACGUGAACUGAAGCUGCGGGUACUCCGUAUUUAUUUAUCUAGGCUUGAUGAGAGGAAGCGAAGAAAGGAUUUCAUACUAGAAAGGAAUUUACUUUAUCCUAACCCAUUGGAAAAGGAGCUUUCGAGCGAAGACAGAGAGUUAUAUAACCGUUUCAAGGUCUUUAUGCGCUUUCUUUCUCAAGAAGAACAUGAGAACUUAGUUAAGAGUGUCAUUGAGGAGCGCAAAAUUCGAAGAAGAAUUCAAGAGCUUCAGGAAUGUCGAGCUGCUGGUUGCCGCACCCUGGCUGAAGCAAAAGCUUACACUGAGCAGAAGCGGAAAAGGGAACCGGAGGUGGGUGCACAAAACUCCAAGGAAAACACACAGAUUUUGUCAGGUGGUAAAGUGGCACAAAAGGCAAACUGGCCUCUCAACAGAGAAAAAGGAGACAAUGAUGGAAGCCCAAGAAACACCACUGAUAACCAUAAAAUAAAAGGCAGCACUGGGUUUGAUUCUAGUGGCAAGGAUUCGCCUUCAACAACUACCGGACAAGUUUCUGUGAGAUCAUUUGAUGAAUGGGAUAUCACUGGACUCCCUGGAACAGAAUUUCUCAGCGAAACUGAGCAAGAUUUCUGCUGCCAAAAUAGAUUGCUGCCCAGUCAUUAUCUCAAAAUGCAGGAGACAUUGGUGCAGGAGAUAUACAAGGGCAACAUCAUCAACAAAUCUGAUGCCCAUGGUUUGUUCAAGGUUGACCCAGUAAAAGUGGAUAAGGUAUAUGAUAUAGUAAAGAGAAAGUUGGGCCAGCAAGAAGAAUCUACUACCGUGUAGUUUUCUUCUAGCACAUGCUACUGGGAUUUGAGUUGCUUCUGAAAUAUGUUUAGUCUUGAAAAGCUUUGAAGCUGAUACUUGUAUCACGUGUAACGAAAUCGCGUCCAUGACCCCGAAAUGUGCUGGGUCAGAAGAACAAUAAUGUGUACCUUAAAGUGAUCAUGAUAAUUAUUUUUCGUUGUACAUUCA
This is a messenger RNA of Musa acuminata AAA Group (dessert banana), 2130 nucleotides long. RefSeq names its product transcriptional adapter ADA2. The transcript has 13 exons. Gene Ontology annotation, molecular function: chromatin binding; zinc ion binding; protein binding. The record is from RefSeq and is a predicted model, not a curated record. Lineage: Eukaryota; Viridiplantae; Streptophyta; Magnoliopsida; Zingiberales; Musaceae. Gene Ontology annotation, cellular component: nucleus. Gene Ontology annotation, biological process: chromatin remodeling; regulation of transcription by RNA polymerase II. Bases 217 to 1941 code for a protein of 574 amino acids.